Molecule: messenger RNA, 1290 nt
Organism: Stylonychia lemnae
Lineage: Eukaryota; Ciliophora; Spirotrichea; Sporadotrichida; Oxytrichidae
Source: the annotation of a GenBank genome assembly
AUGGAAGAUUAGUAGCUAAUCAAAAUAACAGAUAGUUAACCUAACGAAUCAAUCCAAGACUAAGACUUUUUUAAUAGAAGAGAUACUUAAUUCCAGCCCGAUGAUAAAUUAACUCUUAAUGACUUGAAACUCAAUAAAUUUUCAAAAAGUAAUAAAAUCGAUCGAGGCAAAAGAGGAAAUAAAAAAUCUCUAAACACGGUAGACUAUAAAAAUUUGACUUUAAAAAUACACAAUGCCAGAGGAUUUAUGACUACUGGAAAUACAAGUGUCGACUACUCAAGUUUUCAGACAAUGGCUGAUUCUAAAGAUAAAUCAACCAGCAAUAUCUCAUAGCCUAUUUUGAUGAGGACCAGGACGAGAGAUAAUUACGAAUAAAACAGACCAAAUAAUUUGAGCUUCGACAAAAAAUCCAAUAUUUCGUUCUAUAAGAACUUCCCUAGCUAUAGCAUAAAGUCAAAUACCAUUUCCUACAAGCAAAUUAUAUCGAAGGAGCAUGUUUAGGACAUGAUAGGUAAGGAGACACCAGGUGUGGGACAGUAUGUAUCAGAUAAUGUCUAUUUGAGGAUGUCAGCCUAAAAAGCACCAACUUGGAAGAUACCAACUGCUGAGCGUUUCAGUGAGUAUACUAAGAUCAAUGAAUAUAGAGGCACAGCUCCAUUGAAUUAUAGAAGAAAUCUUAAUGAAUUGAUGGCUGAUAGAAUGGGAUCCUUCCCAAAAGCAAAUAGAUUUUUGAGAACAAGAAACGAAUAAGAAAGAGAAAAAUCACCUGGGCCAGGAGAGUACGAAACAUAGGUAUUUAAAUCAAUAGACUCUGUGACUAAAUAAGGUGGUGGGUAAGUUUAUGAGAGAGAUGCAGUUACCAAUUAGUUAAGCUUCAGGUAUUACAAGCCACAUGAGAGUAAGAUUUCAAGUAACUCUAUGAACAGAACAAUGUACAAGGCACCUAAAAGUAAACUCAAGAAAGUUUACUUCCCUGAAUACUCCAGAGAAUUCUUGAAUGUUGAGGGACCAGGCCCAUAAAUUUAUAAGUUUGAGACUUAUGAUGGAGGUUUUGACAUUACAAACAUGAAAAUGGGAAGAUUCUCUAAGAAUGAUAGAAACUUAUCGAUGCCUAAAAAUAAAGACUCUAGUCCUUUGCAUUAUGCAAAUAUGGAUGAGUAUAUUAAGUAAUUAUCCAAUAAGAGUUUUUCGAGAGGCAAUCAAACCUUCGGAAAGGCAGUCAGACCAUUAGACCCGACUAAGAUGAGUGGAUUACACCAGGCGAUAUGGAGAAAAGGAAUAAAGAUUUGA